CGCGUCGUUCUUGCCGCCUCUGCUCAUUGUAUCAUCGUCUCCACAGUCUCCUCUCGGCAUCGGAUUCGUAUCGGGGGAAUACUCGCAGCCUGCUGAUUCGUGCUUGUGACUCUUCCUGUUGCCUGCGACACAGGAUGCUCGCUUGAAUCUCCCACAAUCGAAUCUUGAUUGACGGCAGUGAAGAUGCUGCAACUCCAACUCCAACUGCAUCUGCUCUGGUUUCUGUGCGCUCUCCUGGCACACAUUGCAGUUCCGGCGAGUGCCGAAAUCGAGUACAACACCAUCAACGAGGAUGGAUCAUUUCAGUUUCGACAUGCAAAUGAUGACAUUGGGGGCUACUAUCACAGCGCCUCGGGCACUCCAGACAACACGGUGCGAGGUCGUUACGGUUCGCGUAGUCCAGCGAGCGGGCAGAUCGAGGAGACCGUCUAUACGGCCGGACCACGUGGUUUUCGCGUGAAUGGACCGAAGAUUCAUCGCAAAAUGGACUUGGCACAGUAUCCGGUGCGACCGCGUGGUAGCCCAGACGAUCCCCUCGCCGAUCCCUUUGAUGAUCCCUCGUAUAGCUUCAGCUUCCGCACGCCCGACCAGUCGAGGAGCGAGGAGAAUGAUUCCGGCAACAGGAUCAGGGGUCUCUAUUCGUACCUGGAUGAUGUGGGGGAGCGUCACAGUGUGCGCUAUGCCGCUGGCGCCGGCACGGGCUUCGAGAUCUCCAAUGCCGUGCCCGACAACCCCUCCAGCGUGGCCUACUCCAGUCCCCUGUACAAGGCGCCGCCCAGGACGCGCGGCAAGAUGUCCGUGCAGCGUGGUCCCGCGGGCAGCUACAAGCUGAUUGCCGCCGGACCGGAUCACCGUCGCGCGGAGAGUCGUGCCCCCGAUGGCCUGGUGCGGGGCACCUACUCCUUCCUCGACGACAAGGGCGUGCAGCGGACGGUGGAGUACAUCGCGGGCGCGGGCAUUGGCUAUCGCGUGGUGCACAACCGCAUUGGUCCCGGCACGCACAUCAAUCCCUCGGUGGCCGACUUUCGGCUGGCGGACACGGACUUCCGGCUGGCCAAUGACUUUGGCCGCGGGGCGGGUGGGGCCCUGGGUGUGGCUAGUGGCAGUGCAGCGCGUGGGAGUGGCUCUGGACCGAGUGGGGCAGGCGUGGGCGGUGGCAGGGGACAAACUGGCAGCCGCACAGGUGCCACAGAUUAUCUGCAACCCAGUGGUGGGAGCAGAGAUGAUGGGGAGGGUGUAGAUGGAAAUGGAAAUGGGGCAGCGGAGAACGAUCUGGGACCCGUUGAUAAUGGCGGUGGCAAUCUGGAUGAGGAGGAUAUCGGCCUGAGCAGCAGUUCCGGUGGUUCCAGCUCCUUCCGGGGCAAGGAAGAUCGCCGGGGGUAUGCAGCAGGCGGCGGCAGCUCCCAGAGAGGCAGCACCACAUACGAUGCAGCGGAGAGAGAGAGAGGCGGAGCCAUAGGAGGCAGGGGUGGCACACGAACAGGCGGUGGCAGCUCAGCGGGGGGAGGAGGUGCUGCCACACGACAGAGAGGCGGUGGCUCCACGCGAAUCAACGCCAGCGGAACGAGAAAUCAGAACAGAUUCAGCAACAGGGGAGGGAGCUCAGAAAGGGGCGGGGCAGGGGGAGGGGGAAGCACACGCAGGGGAGGAUCAGCGUCCGGCGAAGGCGACUCCAGCCUGGGCUAUCUACCACCACCCACUGGCGGAUCCGGAGGCGGCGGCGGCGGCGGCACUGGCAGCGCCAUCAGCGGCCCGGGCGACAACUACAACCUCAACGACGACGAUGUGGGCAGCUCGCUGCCCCCCCUGGUCACGGCCAAUCAUCGCAUACUGGAGAUCGAUCGCGAGCGGGAGUGGGUGCAGCGGCACCGCGACUCCACGGUGAUCAAGAACGUGGGCAAGUGGUAUGUGGGUCUGCCGCCGGGCCAGAGUGUGCGGGCCCAUGUGCAGAACAUUGACAUUGUGCCGCUGGGCGGACGGGUCGGGCUGUCGCCCUCGGAGGCGCUGCGGCAGGACGAGAUCGCCGAUCUGGCCGCCUCCAGGGAGCACUAGCUGCACCUCCUACUCCUGCUCCUGCUCCUGCUCCUGCUCCCUGGAUACAUUGUAGUGCGUAGCGUUAGCCAUAAGUGAUCGAUCAGCGUUAAGUAAGCGACAAAAAUGGCAGAAGCUGUAACAGUAUUUAAAGCGGAAUACAUAAUAUAUCUGCAGUCUGUAGUC
Molecule: messenger RNA, 2217 nt
Organism: Drosophila obscura
Lineage: Eukaryota; Metazoa; Arthropoda; Insecta; Diptera; Drosophilidae
Gene: Cpr73D
Product: fibroin heavy chain
Exons: 4
Coding region: 184-2052 (622 amino acids)
Cellular component (GO): chitin-based extracellular matrix
Molecular function (GO): structural constituent of chitin-based larval cuticle
Source: RefSeq, a predicted model, not a curated record